AUGUCGUCCGACACCCAAGAGGCCGCUUGGCAGGCCAUUGCACGCCGCAAACAAGCUGAACGCUCCCAAUGUAUCCCCGCCAAAUGGCUGAUUCCCACUCGCCUAUUACCCAAAGAUCCUCCGACACUUCAAGACGGGCCUCAGAAUGUCCUUGAUUUACCUCGCCAGUGCCUGUCGCAGGCAGAGAUCGCCAUUACAGAAAACCACACCGUCGCUACGCUCGUGUCCGCAAUCACUUCUCGCAGACUCUCCGCCGUCGAAGUCACCGAGGCCUUCUGCCAUCGAGCGGCCAUCGCACAGCAAUUGACCAAUUGCCUGACCGAACCAUUGUUUGAAUCUGCGAUAAAUCGGGCGAAGAAGCUAGACGCAUACCUACAAGAGCAUGGCAAACCCUUUGGACCGUUACACGGUCUCCCGAUAUCGAUGAAGGACACAUUCAACAUUGAGGGCGUCGAUAGCUCCAUCGGUCUAGCGGUUCUAUGCCAUAAGCCCGCGAAGAAGAACGCUCCACUGGUCAAUCUGCUCCUGUCUCUCGGGUGUGUGGUCGUGGCAAAGACGAAUAUUCCGCAGACUCUGGCGUCGCUGGACUCGAUCAACAACGUCUUUGGCCGCACCAUGAACCCUAUCAACAGACUUUGCACGGCAGGUGGGUCUUCAGGCGGCGAAGGUGUCCUCGUCGCUAUGAAAGGUUCCAUGAUCGGGAUUGGUACGGACAUUGGAGGCAGCAUUCGCGUCCCUGCCAUGUGCAACGGCGUCUACGGCUUCAAACCAAGCAACGGCCGCGUCCCGUACGGCGGCCAGGCCGAAACUGGCUGGAAAGGCGUCAGUCGCACCAGCGUCCAAGCCGUCGCGGGCCCUAUUGCUCGGAAUAUCGAAGACAUCGACAUCCUCAUGCGCGAGAUCGCCGUGCGUGCACCUCGGUACGGCGAAGACUGCAUGCCGACACCGUGGCCUCAAAAUCGCUUGCUACGGCCUCAAGGUUGCGGCCCCAACGGCGAACUGGUCAUCGGCAUCCUCCGUAGUGACGGUAACUGCGCGCUCCUCCCGCCCAUCACCAACGUUCUCGACGACGUCGCAGCCAAACUCCGCACGACACCUCAGAUCUCGGUCGUCGAGCUCCAGUGCCCAAAGGCUUGGACUAAAUGCCAGUCCGUCAUGUCCAAGCUCAUGGGCGUCGACGGCGGUGCUCUCAUGGCCGAAAUGAUCGACUCGACGGCUGAACCGCUCGUGCCGUGGAUGAAGACGCGAUUCCGCAAGCGCAGGCCCAUUGAGUUCGUCCGACUCGUUGAACUCCAAGCCCAACGCGCCGAGUUGGAGCGCGAAAUGCUCAAUAUCUGGGUUUCAAACGACAGCGAGGGUCGACGAACGCAGAAACUGGAUGCAAUCGUCUGUCCGGUCGCGCCGCACCCGGUGCCGCCGAUUGAAGGAUACAACGCGGUCGGCAUGACGAGUUCGUGGGUUCUCCUCGAUUAUCCCGCGGGGACGGUGCCGGUACGGGAUUGCGAAAUGAGGGAUCUGGAGCUGGGACGUCCGCAAGCUGGGGAGAGCCUGGGUUCGUGGGACGAGAAGAAUCGGGAGCUUUGGGAUGAGGGGAAGAUUGAUAGGCGGGUGUAUUUGGGGACGCCAUUGAGUGUGCAGGUGGUGGUGCCGAGGCUGAUGGAUGAGAAGUUGGUGGAUGCCAUGAGGUGGAUUGAUGAGUCUGUUAAGCUGGAUGGUGAGAGUGGAAGCAGUGUGAGAGCAAGGCUGUGA
This is a messenger RNA of Rhinocladiella mackenziei CBS 650.93, 1749 nucleotides long. RefSeq lists its product as uncharacterized. The record is from RefSeq and is a predicted model, not a curated record. Lineage: Eukaryota; Fungi; Ascomycota; Eurotiomycetes; Chaetothyriales; Herpotrichiellaceae. Bases 1 to 1749 code for a protein of 582 amino acids. The transcript has a single exon.